Messenger RNA from Desarmillaria tabescens, 1148 nucleotides. RefSeq names its product RmlC-like cupin domain-containing protein. The transcript has 7 exons. Gene Ontology annotation, molecular function: acireductone dioxygenase [iron(II)-requiring] activity. Gene Ontology annotation, biological process: L-methionine metabolic process. NCBI's taxonomy places the organism in Eukaryota, Fungi, Basidiomycota, Agaricomycetes, Agaricales, Physalacriaceae. The record is from RefSeq and is a predicted model, not a curated record. The coding region runs from base 359 to 811 and encodes 150 amino acids.
CUCUGCGCGUGGACAGAUCCUACAUACUGGGCAUGAUUGGAAUGCGCUGUCAUGUUGAUUCUUUAAAGUGCGUAUGACUUUUCGCGCUACCAGAUAAACAAUACCUUGUCGUGCGCUCGGACUCUCAGGCAGUUGGUUUCCGUUACAGAUCAAACCUGUGCUAUUGGUUUGCUAUUGGUGGAAUAUACGAUCACGAGUCUACCCAUCUUUGCACAACUUGCCUGAAGCGCCCACUAGAUUCUCGACGGCUAACCUCGGCUGCCACUGCGCUACAGAUACAUCUGACAUCUGCUGAUCAACGGAUAGUAUAUAUAGCCUUUACGCUCCCAUCCAACUUUCAUUUGCUUUCAUCCCCACAAUGCGCGCGUAUUACUUUGACAAUCUCCCUGGCGACCAACGUCUUCCCCAUGAUUCUGCUCGUCCGGUGUCUUUAGACGCUCUGAAAUCUUUGGAUCUUUUGUAUAUGAACAUUCCUGUGGAUGGUUAUGAAGAAAAGAUUGCAACUGUGGCAAAGGAAGGGGAUUACAAGAACCAUGAUGUUAUCAGCAUCUCUAAGGAGGGUUUGGGCGACCAAUAUGAUGCCAAGAUUAAGGCCUUCUACGAAGAACAUAUGCAUGAAGACGACGAACUUCGUUACCUUCUUGCCGGAAGUGGCUACUUUGACAUCCGUGACACCGACGACAACGUGAGAACUGUACGGCUGUUCAAAGAUGUUCCCAAGUGGACCGCUCUUAACCGUGGCCCGGAAACUGAAAACCACCCUAUUCGCGUCGCUUAUUUAAAGAGCCUGGAAACAGUCACGACGGUUUAGUGCGGGAGCUGGAGGACUACUUGUGUAAUUGUGUCUCUAUUGUAUUGGCGUCAAACAUGCAUCCCAGCCUACUAUUCUGGGUGAUCCUUGAUCCAUCUCUUCACGACACGAGGAAGGGGACAGGCGGUGGACUCUCCCAUAUCGUUUGUUUCCUCAUAUAGUUUCAGACAACACAUGUAAAGUUGACGAAGAUGCCGUUGGCAGUUUUCUGGCUUGUAAGUAUGUUUAUUCAAACAGAUUUGAAGUUCGCAUGCUUGAGCCUGACAGGGUGGAGGCGAUGACAUGAUAGUUUUGGUCAAGUUAAAAGGUCGACGUCAUGGGAUACCCAUUCUUACCG